Aspergillus pseudonomiae is the source of this 1683-nucleotide messenger RNA. RefSeq names its product MFS transporter. The record is from RefSeq and is a predicted model, not a curated record. Gene Ontology annotation, biological process: transmembrane transport. Lineage: Eukaryota; Fungi; Ascomycota; Eurotiomycetes; Eurotiales; Aspergillaceae. The coding region runs from base 1 to 1683 and encodes 560 amino acids. The transcript has 4 exons. Gene Ontology annotation, molecular function: transmembrane transporter activity.
AUGACUCACGACCUUGUGGAAAAGGCCUCGAAGGAGACGGUCAGCUCCACCUCUGGGGGGUAUCUGGCUCCCCUGCCGCCUCGAACGGUCGAUCUCGAGUCACAGCGCCGUCCUAGUACCCUCCAUGAUAGCGUCGAGCUUGAGCGCAUCAACACAUUUCGCCUACAGCAGCAACUUACCGUUGGAUCGAAUCGAAGUCGCAUUCCUCGAGAGCAAUGGCUGCCCAUGGGAGCAGGAAAAGACUAUCCCCCUCCCCUCCCGGACGCGGAAUAUGUGGUCGAGUUCGAAGGCUCGGACGACCCCAUGCAUCCCCAGAAUUGGCCUAUGAGAAGGCGUGUUCUUAUAGGGUCGCUCCUGACGUUCUGUGCACUUGUCACGGCGUAUGUCAGUGCUAUCUUCGCCACGGCCUCGGAGGGUGUUAUGAAGGAGUUCGGAUUCGGGAAAGAAGUCGCUGCGCUGGGUACCACGCUAUAUGUGCUGGGGUUUUCUGCCGGACCGACGAUAUGGGCGCCGGCGUCUGAGUUGAUCGGGCGACGAGGGCCCUUGUUAGUUGGCAUGUUCGGAUUCGAUAUCUUCACGAUCGCCUGCGCGACGGCGAAAGACACGCAAACUAUCAUGUUGACACGCUUCUUCGCGGGAUUCUGCGCCGCUAGUGUCAUCGCUCUUGUCCCGGCCAGUCUGUCGGAUCUGUUCAAUAACCAACAUCGAGGGGUUGCGAUCGCCGUGUAUACGAUGUCGGUGUUUACCGGGCCUUUUACCGCGCCAUUUAUCGGUGGGUUCACAGCAGAGAGCUACUUAGGUUGGCGGUGGACGCUCUAUAUACCAGCCUUUGUCGGGUUCUUCAGCUUGAUCCUAAUGGCGCUGUUCGCACAGGAAACGUACGCGCCUGUCGUGUUAAUGCAAAAAGCGGCCAUCCUGCGUCGUCAAACCAGGAACUGGGGGAUUCAUGCGCGGCAGGAUGAACAGGAGAUCGAGUUCCGCGAGCUGGUGACUAAAAACCUGGCGCGGCCCUUUCUGAUCUUGUUCACCGAGCCCAUCGCCUUCCUUCUGACGUUGUAUAUGUCCUUCAUUUAUGGACUGGCCUAUGCGCUGCUGUCGGCCUACCCGAUUGUCUUCCAAGGCACCUAUGGCAUGACCGGUGGUGUGAGCGGAUUGCCAUUUAUCGGAUUGAUUAUUGGCGAAAUCUCGGGCAGUAGUUUCGUUCUCUCGCUUCAGAAGUCGUACUCGCGGAAGUUGGAGGCUAAUAGUAAUGUGCCUGUCCCUGAGUGGCGAUUGCCCCCUUGCAUCGUGGGUGGUGUUGCGUUCGCGGGAGGGCUCUUCUGGUUUGGAUGGACCGGUUGGAGUCCCUCGAUUCAUUGGAUGGCUCCCACGGCGGCCGGUGUGAUGGUCGGCUUCGGCAUCACGUCGAUAUUCAUGCAGGGGUUCAAUUACCUCCUGGAUUCGUACCUGAAUUUUGCGGCAUCGGCGUUCGCGGCUAACACUAUGAUGCGAUCCAUGGUGGGAGCGUGUUUCCCACUUUUCACGCGACAGAUGUUCAAUAACCUGGGUAUUCAAUGGGCAGGCACUUUACUUGGUUGUAUCGCCGUCGUGAUGAUUCCGAUCCCGGUGCUUUUCCUCGUAUUCGGCCCUCGACUCCGCCAGAGGAGUCGGUUGGCACCAGCCGUGGGGGUAAAACGGGCGUAG